This is a messenger RNA of Bursaphelenchus xylophilus (pine wood nematode), 4082 nucleotides long. The record is from the annotation of a GenBank genome assembly. NCBI's taxonomy places the organism in Eukaryota, Metazoa, Nematoda, Chromadorea, Rhabditida, Aphelenchoididae.
AUGGAUUCGAACGACUUUUACGGCCUCUCAAAUGUCCCUAUUCCUCGAAAAGCAGUGGAUGAAAAACAGGACGACGAUUUUCGACGUUUUUGUAAGGUCUUACUUCAUCCGUUGAUAGAAGAUUUUGUGUAGUUUUCAGGGCCAAUUUUCUGGACAAAGUGGAUGGAUCAGGUUAUGUUGAAUUAGGAAACACUUGUGUCCUGUGUUCAAUGUAAGUGGUCACAAUACGACUAAUCUAAUUUCAUUGCAGCGAAGGGCCCAUGGAGAAAGAUCGAGAAAUGGAUGAGGAAGUUGAGGAUGAGAAUCCAAUUAAGGUAUCUGAACUUGGUUGAAUUUAAAAUUGAUCUUUAGUUGACCUCAGAUGAGCUGCCAGAAGAAUCCAUAAAUGUUCUGGACCAGAUUAUGGAAACUUUUGUCCGUACAGAUCAGUUGGUUAAUGUAAGCUUUUCCAUAUCUAUUAGUUUUUUAUAAGGUGGAGAUAAAAAUCAACGUAAAAGUUGUGUGUGAUGAUGGUGGAGUGCUGGCGGCUUCAACAAUGGCGAUUGGAUUGGCCUUGGCUUCAACCAAUGUGCAGAUUUACGACGUUCCCCUUGCUUCUACAGUUGUUUUUCCCUCCAGAGCAGCUACUAGACCAUUGUUAGAUCCAACUUCUGCCGAGUGUAAAAAGGCGCGGGAGAAUGGAGGCGGAGUUCUGACUGUGGUUUCUCUCCCUGCUUUCACACAGAUAGCUCAUCAAUACAUGGAAGGGGUAAUGACUGCCAAACAAAUCACCUUAGCGACCGAAUUCGCAUUUAAAAACUCGUUGAGAUUAUACGAGGAGGUCUGUCAGACCUUAAAGAACAUGGCCAAGUAGCUCUUUAUUCAUUUUGUUGUUGUUAUGCACUGGUUUUAAUAUAUAAAUAAAGGAUUACCUCGUCGAAGUUAAUAACUCAGUAUCUUUGAGCCAAUUUAUGGUAUCUAUGGUAACGUGAAAUAGUGGCCUCAGGGGAAACACAGGCAUGGGUAACCCAAAGAUGCUGCCAAUCUAUUGAGACCAGCCCUUCCCGCUUCAGCUAAAGUGGCGACUGAACGUUGCUCGGCCUCCGAAGAGCUCCCCAGCUGCUCCAGUUCGAACGGCUCGGCUCGACCCAAGCCCCCUCUCAACUAUAGUCGGCAAUCUACCGACUGUGCCGACUUCCAAGUCGACAAUUUAUGCUCCUUCGAGGAAUUCCUCCGCUUGGAUCCGGAUUCAAUCACUCUGGAGGACAGGCGAUCAUCAUCCAGUCACACCAACCAAGCCUUCGUCUCCGAGCCCGCAGUUCGGCCACAACGAUUAGUCGAGCAAACGCGCUUUGUGGGGGUUUAUCACAAUAACCACGAGCAGAUUGACUUUUUCGCCACGGACGGUGAGUGGGAAAGGAAAUGGACUGACACGCAAUUCUCUGUCCUCUUCACAAACAUAAUCUUCCAAUCCAGUAACUGCGCCUUUUAGACGUUAAUUACACUGCGGCACCUUUGGAAUCCGGCGUUGUAUCUUUGAAUUGGUCUUUGCCCGAAGGCGCAAGGGAUCCCACUCGUACAAUAACACCUCGCGCGUUAAGCGUCUCACAACUCACAACUCAGGUACGGUUUUUCAAUUUUUGGCACUUUUUAAGAACACAUUUUAAAAUCGUAAUAAUAACAAUUUAAAGAUUUAAAACACGAUUUUUGAGUCAUAGCAGCGGUGGUCUCAGGAAAAUACCGGUUUUGAGAUUUUUGGCAUAAGAUAAUCGCUAGCGCUUGUGGAAGAAACGCAAACAACAUUUUUGCCCAAUUAUGCCCGGAAGGCAUAUUAUUUCUACAAAAUGCGUUUUUAUAUUUCAAAGCUUCUGGAGGCCGAUGCGGUCCGACUACAGAGAUAAAACCUGACAUAAAGGGGUUUAUGAUACUCAGGAAUUCGACAAUCGUAGAUUCUUUAUUGUGAAAUUACGGUAACAUUGGUGAUACUGUAAUCCGGUUGAUAAAAACCGACCCUAACUUCUUUAGAUCAAAAAUGCCUCAGGAUUUUAUCGCAGAUUCGGAGUCAGCAUAAAAUUCUGCUUUGGAUACAAGUAAAAUAAUAUGUUCAAAAUUCCGUGCCCCAACCUCCAUAGUAUAGUGGUUGUGCGCCAGAAUUAUAAAAAAAUUUGGCGACCCAGGUUUGAUCCCGCAGUUCCUGAAAAAGGCGGAAAUUCGCUAUAAAAAGGCUGUUAGCUAUUGAGCCAAAAAUCUCAAAAUCAAAAUUUUCCUAAUGUAAAACCGUCCCACACUACCGGCUGACGCAGUGACUCAAAAAUCGUGUUUUAAGGUUCGUAUUACCAUCUCAGGGAAACAACUACAGGGUGGGCCACUCGAAACUACCCUCCUGUAUUGGUUAAUUUCCCCGUCAAUCCUGAAUCAAUGUUUCCGAAAUUUUGGAUUAUUCAAAUUGUAACCCUGAAAUAGUGCAUUAAGCAUCCUGAAAACAAAAUAACAGCGGAUCCUUAAAUUGUUUUACCGAUUUUGCGGUCCAAAAUCAAAACUCAAACCAAGGAAGUCACUGUAAAUUGCAAUGUUGCCCUAAAGUCCUGAAAUUUUAGCAGGGUAAAAAUAGGAAUUUUACCAAUCCAAAAUUUAGGAAAGACUGAUUCGGGAUUGACGGACCAAAACAAGAAGGUAAUAUCGAUUGGCCCACCCUGUGUGAUGAUUACUUAUUCCAAUGUAGGCCCCACAAAGUCCUGUUCCGCCGCCAGCACGUCUUCACCCUGUAAUUCACCGAGGCUUUAAAGCUUGUUUAUGUGACGCCUUCUGUCCCCCGGACCGCUCACACGAAGCCAACAAUCCUGGCGACACCAUGGCUAGCGAUAAUAAUUGUUGGUCAUCGUUUCUAAACAUCAUCCCUUGUUACAAACAGGACCGUUCAGCUCAAUACACAAUAGGACAGACUACUGCGGCAAGCCAAGGAUAUUCGUGGUAAGAGAAAUUCGUAUUUGUAAAUGUAAUUUCAGGCAGAGGGAGUCAAGACCGGCUAUUGGGGAUGUUCAAUUCAAAGAUCUUCAAGACCAGGUUAUGGUCAAAAGACGAGGCGAUGUUCAGGGAGAGCAAUUUAUCAUCGACAACUGUAAGGUGAGUCCGAAGGUUGUUUUGUGAAUCCCUUUCAGAACUGUUUGCUUCUCAUAUUGGAUACAGUAUCAUCGGUUACAAUCGACGAUUGCGAAGACUGCAUUAUAAUCAUCGGACCUUGCAAAGGCAGCGUUUUUGUUCGUGACAGUGUGCGGUGCUCUCUUUUCACAUCGUGCCAACAGUUCAGAACUCGCGAUUGUACACUAAUGGUGCACUUAUUUUGCUCUACAAAACCAAUAAUCGAAGAUUCCAAAGUUGAAUUCUUCCCUUUGUUUCUCAGGUACCCUUUCAUAGAAGGUGAGUUGAAUACUAUUGACAAGAAAACUUGUCGAAGAAAACCUUUUGGAAUCCUCGCUGCCCCCAUUCACCAACCAUUGGCAUCUAAUACACGACUUCACACCCGAAACGUCUAAAACUGAGUUGUCAGAUCAUCCCAAACCCUUGAGUUCUAUCUAUGCUCCGAGUAUCGAAUGGAUCUCCGAGCUAAAACAAGAAAGAGUUACGGUAUCUGAGAGCGAAUCCUUCUUUUUCUACAAUCCAUCAAAAGUGGAGAUAGAUAAUCAAACCGAAGACAUAACGGUUAUAAUUUACAACUUACAAAAGGAUGCAACCCAAGAUCAACUAUGCAUGUUCUAUCAGACAUGCUGGUCAAUAACAAGAAGGUUGAUUGCGGACAACAACUUGGCUCGGAUGAUCAAUUCACAUGACCUCGUCCUUAAAGAAGGGGAGAUGGCAAAUGUCCUCGGACAGAAGAAAAAUAAGCUAAGCGGUAAACCUUUGAAACGCGUUCAUUUAUAUUAGUUACAGGGCGGAUAGUCGUAACUGCAAUGGCGGGUUCAACAGGACGCAGUAGAACAUUCAUAGAGAGCAUUGUCGCCCCAACAAACUACCCUAAUAUGACUGUUCAGGUGGUCCCAAAAGAGCAAACGGAGAAGUAUCUCAAAGCAUUCAACAGGCUCUCAGAUCUCCAGAGUAAUAUUUAA